Taeniopygia guttata (zebra finch) is the source of this 3105-nucleotide messenger RNA. It is a transcript of the gene HDAC1, whose product is annotated as histone deacetylase 1. Lineage: Eukaryota; Metazoa; Chordata; Aves; Passeriformes; Estrildidae. Gene Ontology annotation, cellular component: NuRD complex. Gene Ontology annotation, biological process: heterochromatin formation. Gene Ontology annotation, molecular function: histone deacetylase activity. The record is from RefSeq and is a predicted model, not a curated record.
GGGGCGGGCGGGGUUGGUUGCGCGGCGCGGCGGCGGGUCGGGCGCUGUGAGGGGAGGCAGGAAAAUGGCGCUGACGCAGGGCACGAAGCGCAAAGUCUGCUACUACUACGAUGGGGAUGUUGGGAAUUAUUAUUAUGGCCAAGGACAUCCCAUGAAACCCCACAGGAUCCGCAUGACCCACAACCUCCUGCUCAACUAUGGGCUCUACAGGAAGAUGGAGAUCUAUCGUCCUCACAAGGCCAAUGCAGAGGAGAUGACCAAGUACCACAGCGAUGAUUACAUCAAAUUCCUGAGGUCCAUCCGCCCUGACAACAUGUCUGAGUACAGCAAGCAGAUGCAGAGAUUUAAUGUUGGGGAGGACUGCCCUGUGUUUGAUGGGCUCUUUGAGUUCUGUCAGCUCUCUGCUGGAGGCUCUGUUGCCAGCGCGGUGAAGCUGAACAAGCAGCAGACGGACAUCGCAGUGAACUGGGCUGGGGGCCUCCACCACGCCAAGAAAUCCGAAGCGUCCGGCUUCUGCUACGUCAACGACAUCGUCCUGGCCAUCCUGGAGCUGCUCAAGUACCACCAGCGGGUGCUGUACAUUGACAUUGACAUCCACCACGGGGACGGGGUGGAGGAGGCUUUUUACACCACAGACAGGGUCAUGACCGUGUCCUUCCACAAAUACGGAGAAUAUUUCCCAGGAACUGGGGACCUGAGGGACAUCGGGGCAGGCAAAGGGAAGUAUUACGCUGUCAAUUACCCGCUGCGGGACGGCAUCGAUGACGAGUCCUACGAAGCCAUUUUCAAACCUGUGAUCUCCAAGGUGAUGGAGACGUUCCAGCCCAGCGCCGUUGUCCUGCAGUGCGGCUCCGAUUCCCUGUCUGGGGACAGGCUGGGCUGCUUCAACCUCACCAUCAAAGGCCACGCCAAGUGUGUGGAGUUUGUGAAGAGCUUUAACCUGCCCAUGCUGAUGCUGGGAGGAGGGGGGUACACGAUCCGCAACGUGGCUCGCUGCUGGACCUACGAGACCGCUGUGGCUCUGGACACUGAGAUUCCCAAUGAACUUCCAUACAACGACUACUUUGAGUACUUUGGGCCAGACUUCAAGCUGCACAUCAGCCCCUCCAACAUGACCAACCAGAACACCAACGAAUACCUGGAGAAAAUCAAGCAGCGGCUCUUCGAAAACCUGAGGAUGCUCCCUCACGCUCCUGGGGUCCAGAUGCAGCCAAUUCCUGAGGACGCUGUGCAGGAAGACAGCGGGGAUGAGGAGGAGGAUGAUCCUGAAAAACGCAUUUCCAUCCGAAAUUCCAACAAGAGAAUAUCCUGUGACGAGGAAUUCUCUGACUCCGAGGACGAGGGGGAGGGAGGGCGCAAGAACGUCGCCAACUUCAAAAAAGCCAAACGUGUGAAGGCAGAGGAGGAGAAGGAGGAAGAGGAGAAGAAAGAUGAGAAGGAAGAGGAAAAAGCAAAAGAGGAAAAAGCACCAGCACCACCAGCAGCAGCAGCAGCAGCAGCAGCAGCAGAACCCAAAGGGGUGAAGGAAGAGACAAAAUCCACCUGAGGUGGCUGCAGCUUGUCAUAGGUUGAGCUCCUGGGCUGCCUCCUCCCCACAGGAUUUCUAUUUUAUAUAUGUUUUCUGUAUAUAUUUCUAUAUAAUUGUAUAAAUGACUGGAGAACUGUAAAUUAUUCCUUGCUGCACUCCACUGGGAGCAGCCCAGCUUUGGUGACCAGGGAGUUUUCACCCUUUGCCUUCCACUGCCCCUCCUUGGUGUGGCUCUAAAAACACAAAAAUCACAAAAAUCACUUCCUCCCCUUCCCUCUCUCCUCUGAAGUAACCCUGGAAAAGAAAUAAUUUAAGUAGAAGUAGUGUCUGCAUUUCAGGUUAGGUGGAAAGAUGGCCAUCAAUUCUUGCUUUUCCUCAAUUUUUUUUUUUUUUUGGUGUUGUUUUUAGUGGGAGAAUUCCCAAACCUGGGAGAGACUUUUGUGGUUUUUAGCUGGAUUCCACCACGACAAAAAAAACAAACAAACAAACAAAAAAACCCCAAAAAAACCAACAAAAUCCUGCCAGCUGCUGCCACUUCUCAGGGUCAAAAUCGUGCAGUUCUUGAAGAGAGUUGGCUCCUCCCUGCAGCAAACUUGGGGAAAGAGAUGAAGCAGCUGAAAAGAAACCUGAAAAGUCUUUUUUUUUAAAUUAUUAUUAUUUUUAAAGUGAAUCAGCCACAGAGCUCAGAUCUGGAAGAUGUAAAAUUAAAAUCACCCUUAGGGGGUGGUUCAUUUUUCUGAGAUCUCCUGGAUCCAGGGAGUGAGGCAGGAAGGGAUUUUUUACCUGUUUUUUAAUGCCCCUCUCUGGGUGGGGAGAAAAUUCCUCCUCUUUUGGCUUCGUUUUCCUCUGAAAUCCCCUCAAAGCCAGCCCAGAGCCUGGCUGGCAGCUUUUCCUCACCCGUGUCCCUAAAAAACCGAUUUUUUCCCUGAUUUUUAAGCCAAGUUUUCCAACUGGAUUUCCCUCCCAGGGCCAAUAAAUCCCAAAUUUUUUAUCCUUCUGAGGGAACAGCAGAUGGGGCUCUGAGCGUUUUCACCGCUCCUCCCACACCCUCAAAUCUCCUUUGUGACCUCUCACCUCUCCUUUUGUACAGCUGAGGGGAAAAAAAAAAAACAACUUUUGGCAGGGGGGGAAAUUCGGAUUUUUUUUUUAAUUGUCUUUUUAUUUUUCAGGCAGUUGCUGCUCUCCUUUCUCAGGGGGAUCCCUCUGGAAUUCCAGAGGUUCUGCACCUCCCACGGGAGCACUGCUGAGGGUUUCAACUCCAAUAAUGCUGCUAAAACUUCACACAGGUUCUUUUGCAAAGGGUUUAUUUUUUUAACUCGGUUUUUUUUCUCCCCUCUCACCUUUUUUUUUUUUAUUUUUAUUUUUUCCCACCUCACCGUGGAGUUUUUUUAGUCUCUUUGGGGGUCUGAGUGAGGUUUUCACUCAGAUUUUCAGUGUUUUUAUGUGAAGCAAGAGAGAGAUCAGUGUAACUUUGUGUCUGGGGAACGGGGGAGGGAGGGGAAAAUCUAUUGUGGUUUUUUAAAGAUGCGUUUAUUUUGAAUUUUCAGAACCUUUGUAAUAAAACUGCUCCAUUUCUA